This is a messenger RNA of Aspergillus viridinutans, 3114 nucleotides long. RefSeq lists its product as uncharacterized. Gene Ontology annotation, molecular function: protein binding. NCBI's taxonomy places the organism in Eukaryota, Fungi, Ascomycota, Eurotiomycetes, Eurotiales, Aspergillaceae. The transcript is spliced from 5 exons. The coding region runs from base 1 to 3114 and encodes 1037 amino acids. The record is from RefSeq and is a predicted model, not a curated record.
AUGGCGACGGCUUCGCCCUCGCCGGUAUUUUCGAGUCUAACCGGAAUCUGGAGUCUGUUGGCUCUCCGCAGCGACAUCGACGAUAUCAUCCUCGAGCUCUUAGGCCGCUUCAGCCUGGAGAAGAUCUACGCAGACGCAGACAAAGAGGCGUAUGCGGAUUUGAUUUUAACCUUACUAGUUCAGCUCAGAGUGAUAUUCUUCAUCCAGCGCCUCACGCUCCCUCCGGUCGGCAGCACCCCCGUAAAUUGGUCACUCGGCUUCCUGGUGAGCUGGGAGGUGACGCUGAGGACGGUAGAAUCCAUCCUCCAGAUCGUCUUGGAAGCGCGCGAAGUCCUCUGGGACGCUCCAUGGCGCGACGAAUACGUCUCGCGGCUGGUGCUAUCGACCGUCCAGAUUCUUUUGUUGCACCCGAAGCCCCCGCCCAACUCUCGGCUCAGAGAUCGUCGAGAUCGAUUUGCGCGUGUCCACCGGGCUCUGGAAAGAGUAUGCGACAAUUAUCCGAGUACCCAUUCAUCUUAUCUAGGAGUCUGUCGGGCAAUCGCGGACGCACUUCGCGCCGAACCGGAUGCCUUGACGCUUCCCUCGCGGUUGAAACAGGAGUUGCCAUCCUUGACGGGAGAUCUAUAUCCUCUGCCCGACUGCCUCUCGUCGUCGUCCGUUGCGACCAUCGUCCCUCAGCACGGUUCCUUGCAGAGCUGGUUAUCACAACUUCUGGGUCUAUAUGACGUGUCGCAGUUUGUCGUGGGCGCGAAUAUUCAGUUUGCAGUGAAUACCAGGAAGUUCUGUGAUCCGGAACUGGAACGAGCAUCAAAGAGCAGUCGCGAUGCCGUGCUGCAUGCUCUCAAUCGCAUCCGCUUACCUCCCUACGUCUCUGCGGGCCAUCUCAUCCCGAUGAUUAGUGAGGAUUUUCGAAUCAUCCUCCCUGAUACCCCUAGCCUCGUGCAGCACCGGCACGAUGGAAACAUGGUUGAUGCGCUGGAGGCGUUGCGGGAGCGACUGGGUCAUCGACUGAUGAUUCACCGCGUCAGCGAUGGGGCCAUGAUGCACAGUGUCUCCCAGAUAACCAAGUAUAUUGAACUCCUGGACGACCCCAGCGACCAGUUGAGGUCGGCCAGCCCGGCGCUGUACGUCGUUAAUUGCCAGGAGUGCCAUUUACUAGGCUCUUCACAGGUCCGAGACAUCGCAAACCUGACCCUUCUUGAUGAUGCCGGCGGCGCGUCAGGAGUUGCCCUCCCCCCCGGGUCCGGGUGUGCGUUUUGUGGCUCGGCAGUCACCAUGGUACGUGAAGUAUCGCUAGCGAGGUAUACUUGGGAGCAUCUCAAGCCGCUCAGCCCAAACGUAGAGGCCAUCAAUGCGGAAAGGCAUCUUCCCACGCAGUUCCUGUUGGCGCCAUUGCGGUCCGACCAGCCCCGCCGCGACUCCGGAACCGCAUCAGGACCGUCAUCCCCGCCUCCCUUUGGCUUCUCUGGGUUUCCUCAGGGACGAGCAAACGCGCCGCGUGCGGAACCUUGGGUCGAUAGUCCACCUCCACUGGGUAACCGAAGAAUGAGCGAGACUCUCAGGCCAGCGGCGGGGGACCCUCCAUUCUCUGCAGACUCCGUGGGAGGAUUUGAACCCCUCAGCAAAACAACCACAGUCACUCACACCAGCUCGUCUUCGAGUGGGGGCAUUCGAGCCCUAUCGCCACCCGCUACGUCAGAUAAGUCACGGUCCAAGUGGAAGUCGAGAUUCAGCACUGCGAAAAAGGAGACAAGGGACCAUGCAGACUCCAGCUCCCUGUCUUCAGCGACUCUAGAGUCUCAGAAGCUGGAAGAAAUUGACUUGAAAAGCCUGUGUCGCCGAGGAAAGCACUCAGCGGGUGGGAAACUUGCCCAGCAAGUUAAAGUAAGCCUAUCACAAGACUCGACGUACUCGCUGUUCUGGUCGCAGUCCUCGAUCCAGAUUUGGGAAGUCAGUACUUGUCCCCCUACCUUCAAGGAUACCAUCUCAACGGAUGGAUUCUGCAUUCUCGCGGCUGUGACAGGAACACACGUGGCCUAUAUGACAGGAGACCGAGAUCGGAAGCAGACGCUGUGGAUCCAAAGUAUGGACCGGAUGUGCGCACCCCCAGUGGAGUAUCGCAUCGGGCCCACACCGUGGUGCACAAGCAUGACCGUCUCCCCCAGCGGAAGCUUCGUAGCGGUCGGAUUCGACAGAUCGACUGUCGGUUUAUUCAACCAUUCUGAAUGGCAGCAACCACGGCUCCAUCGCGUGCAUGCUCGCUAUCACCAGGACUGUAAGGACUGUCCUCAAAUUGCCACCGUCUCCUUCUCUCUUGAUGGGCUCGUCCUGGUGUGCAGCACCCGUAGCGAACGGAACGGGAUGAUCCAGGUAUACCUGUCCCAUUUCCCAUUCUCCGACUUCCAGGAGGUUUUACCCUGCCGGUACCGCGUCCCUCUGCAUGAGUCAGAGGAUAACGGUAUAUCAUCUGUGCUCUUUCAGCCGGGGAUGGGCGGUAAAGAGGACAUCAUCUGCAUCGCCACAUGGACGCAAUCCGGCGUUCCCAUUCUCGUCCAUCCCAACGGGGGCCACCGCACGGAGAUCCGAGUGCAGAGUUCCGCCUCGUCCAACCACAAGGGCAGACUGGGCAAUCGUAUCCAAGCCGCUGCCUUUUCACCAUCGGGGACUGAACUCGUCCUGGUCAACGACCAGGGCCAUGUAUACCGGGUCUCCAACUUGGGUUCGAUCCCCAUUGAGGUCCGAAGGGUUGCUAAGUCCAAGGAGUUUACCACCAAGAGUGAAUCCUUUGCAUUGGCAUAUGUGCACCAAACUGACGAGGACUCGAUCCUGUUGUGCUGGUCUGAUUCAUCGAAAGGAAUCGGCUAUGUGAAGAAAAUCCCAAUUAUAGCCCCAGGGGAGAUCCAACACUCUCAAAAGUCGAACAUUGUCAAUAUCACUGUUCAUCCAAGCCAACCAGAACUUCCCGAGUUUGAACCCCGAGGGGACAAGGCCCCUGAGAAACGUCAGAUUCUUGUAAAGCAACCCGUAGAGCUCGAGGCUUCGGAGAUUAGCCCUCCGCCGGUCCAACGACCUUUGAGAAUGGGCCUUUUUGGAUCUUUGCAUGGGAAGAAAUAG